AUGUCUGGACGCGGCAAACAAGGAGGGAAGGUUCGGGCCAAGGCAAAGACCCGCUCAUCCCGGGCAGGACUCCAGUUCCCCGUCGGUCGUGUGCACAGGCUCCUCCGCAAAGGGAACUACGCCGAGAGGGUGGGCGCCGGUGCUCCGGUCUACCUGGCCGCUGUGCUGGAGUAUUUAACCGCUGAGAUCCUGGAAUUGGCCGGUAAUGCCGCCCGGGACAACAAGAAGACCCGCAUCAUCCCCCGUCACCUGCAGCUGGCCGUGCGCAAUGACGAGGAGCUGAACAAGCUGCUGCGUGGGGUGACCAUCGCCCAGGGAGGCGUCCUGCCCAACAUCCAGGCCGUGCUGCUGCCCAAGAAGACCGAGAGCAGCAAAGCGGCCAAGAGCAAGUGAUCACCGCUUAUCCCAGAUCAUCCCGAACACCAAAGGCUCUUCUAAGAGCCACCACAUUGUCUCCUACAGAGCUGGCGCCGCUGAUCUUGUCUAAUAAGGAUUAGAUUUCUUAUGACAUGUUCUUUAUACAGGGGUUAUAGUAGAACUGAAGUUUCUUUCAUUAAGUGUGAGACGGAUUGGACACCUUCACUUCUGUUUUUCGGCUCUUUAAAAAAAAUCUAAAGAAAACUGUUCCUAUAGCAGAAUGUGACCCUCCGGACAAGGACAGUUUCCUGCUCACUCCAUCCCCGCUACCCUCACUAAGAGGGAUGGGUACAGUUUCUACAUAUGGAUUUUUGGGGUGCAGCCAGCCUUUCCCCCGCGCCGCACUUAUGCCAUCUGCCACCUACCUG
Molecule: messenger RNA, 785 nt
Organism: Hyla sarda
Lineage: Eukaryota; Metazoa; Chordata; Amphibia; Anura; Hylidae
Product: histone H2A type 1-like
Exons: 1
Coding region: 1-393 (130 amino acids)
Cellular component (GO): nucleosome
Molecular function (GO): DNA binding; protein heterodimerization activity; structural constituent of chromatin
Source: RefSeq, a predicted model, not a curated record